Molecule: messenger RNA, 2742 nt
Organism: Haliaeetus leucocephalus (bald eagle)
Lineage: Eukaryota; Metazoa; Chordata; Aves; Accipitriformes; Accipitridae
Gene: MDM4
Product: MDM4, p53 regulator
Exons: 11
Coding region: 157-1581 (474 amino acids)
Biological process (GO): protein ubiquitination; regulation of cell cycle; negative regulation of apoptotic process
Cellular component (GO): nucleus
Molecular function (GO): ubiquitin-protein transferase activity
Source: RefSeq, a predicted model, not a curated record
AGCCAUGUUGCCUGCGAGGGGAAGUGGCGGCCCGGAGCCCCGCUAAGAUGGUGGAGAGGAGUCGUCGGGGGGUGUAGGGGUCCCCCCACCCCCUCGACCCCGGGCCCAUGGAGCAGCUAUAAGGGUUUGUGCUAGAAACAGCUAAUCACUGCCACAAUGACAUCUUCAAGCUCUGCCCAGCAUCCAGCAGCUGAGAAUGCCUGCAGAGUCACACUCGGACAAGUUAACCAGGUGCGACCCAAACUGCCGCUUCUGAAGAUUCUGCAGGCUGCAGGCGCCCAAGGUGAAACCUUCACACUGAAGGAGGUUAUGCAUUACCUGGGACAGUAUAUAAUGGUGAGGCAGCUAUAUGACAAAAGACAGCAGCACAUGGUCUAUUGUGGAGGAGAUCAGCUGGGAGAACUGCUGGGACUGGAAAGCUUCUCUGUAAAAGAUCCAAGCCCAGUCUAUGACAUGUUGAAACGGAACCUGACUUCUGCUGCAAUGGCAGAUGCUGCACAGAAUCUCGCAAAGGAACAGAGCGUCGAUAAGCCAAGCCAAGACCAGCUGAAGUUUAGCCGGCAAGAAGGUUCUGACACUGGCAUCAUGGAGGGUGAAAACAAUGCUUCUGCUUUGUCUACCUCGGAGCAAAAAUGUGAGAAUUAUGAAGACAAAGACUUAAUAGAAAACCUCUCUAAAAGCAAGAAGCCUAAACUGGACCUAGUGUUUGAGGAAUGGGAUGUAGCUGGUCUUCCAUGGUGGUUUUUAGGCAACCUCAGAAGCAAUUACAAGUCCAGAAGUAAUGGAUCAACAGAUAUUCAGACUAACCAGGACAUAGACACUGCCGUUGUUUCAGAUACUACUGAUGACUUGUGGUUCCUCAACGAAUGCCCGUCGGAUCAGAGCAGUGCUGCAGUCAAGGUGGAAACGGUUGACUGCGAGGAAGUGAAAGAAGGUGGCAAAAAGGUGACCGAAGAUGCAUGUUUGCAUGACUUUGAGGAUUCUCAAUGCUUAAGUGAUGACACAGAUACAGAAGCUGCUUCUGAGGACUGCUGGCAAUGCACCAAAUGCAAGAAAUUUAACUCUCCAGGCAAACGGUACUGUUACCGCUGCUGGGCCUUACGGAAAGACUGGUACUCAGAUUGUCCCAAACUGGCUCAUUCUCUUUCUCUGUCCAACAUUGAUGCUAUGCAGAACAAAAAUAAUGAUGAAGGGAUAGAUGUCCCGGACUGCCGAAGGACUAUUUCUGCUCCAGUUGGCCAACCCAAAGACCUGUACAUGGUAGAAAACAAAUCAUGUGUAGAUCCCUGCAGCUCUAUUGAGUCUUUGGAUUUGGCACGAGAGUGUGAAAGCAAGGAGUCUCUGUUGCAUUUCACUGAGCGUAAAAAGGAGGAAGAAAUACAGUCCUUAGAGAGUAUAAAAAAAUUACUGAACCCUUGCUUCUUAUGCCAUCACAGACCACGGGAUGGGAAUAUUGUCCAUGGAAGGACUGCUCACCUUGUGGCCUGUUUCAAGUGUGCAAAGAUGCUGAAGAAAAAGAGAUCACCUUGCCCAGUGUGCAGGAAAGAGAUUGAGAUGGUGAUCAGGAUCUUUAUGGGGUAGUUGUGCCAGUGUAGGCCUUCUCCACCAAAAGAUAGCACACGGGUUUUUUUGCACUCACACAAACCCUAACUUCAGAGCUCGGCCAGUGAAUACCAAAGAAUUUAGAUUCAAUCUGACCAAGAAUACUGAGGAAUCCUCUGCAUUAAAUGAAGCAUCAUCCACUUUUCGAUGUCCAUUUAAAUUAAAGCCCCUAGGGAGCAGGGAGUGACUGGCACAUUGGUAUCAAUGCCCCAGCUUUAAAAUUGUCUAAAUCUUCUAAUUUCAGCUCAGUGGUGUCACUAGGAUUCUCUGUUCUGACAACUGGUCCUUGAAGAAAAUGAGUUUUGGAAAGAGUUAUACUUUGGCUGUUGGAGCAUUGUUCUCCAGUAAGUCAAACCCUGUGCAAUGCCUUUUAAGGGGGAGUCUGCAUCUGAGAUACAUAUAUGCAGGGAUGGGAAAGGAGGUGGGAGGGAAGGGUAGACCAAGGUGUUUGCAAUUUAGAUAAGCCAUUUCUCCAAGGAUCAGUUUGCCUGAGGGCAGUGAGAAGUAAAUAACCUGGUUUCUGAUUUUUUUGUUUGUUUGUUUAACGUAGGUUUGUUAGAUAAGGUGAAGGUCCUCUUGCUCCCAGACUUGAAAUAAGUCCUCCCAAACGUUUAAUCUGUAGCUAUCUCAGGUCACAUGGCAAAAGAAUAGGGAGUUAUACUUUGCUUUGUUAUUGGAGCUUUUAAUUUUUAGUGAUUCUUUUUUUCAUUUAAAUACAGUUCUAUGUCCUCUUGCAUAGCUCUGUUGAAGCCUGUCCAAUGCUAGCUCAGAAUCUGGUCUGCCAGCUGUAUUAAAUUAUAACAGCUCUGUGCAUGUUUUGGGAUGUUCUCAUAGCUCUGUGCUUACAGCACCAUUGCAGCUUCUACCUGCCUCAUCUCAUCAGGCCAGUCUAGAUAGAAGAUGCUCAUUUUAGAGUGCAGUGUGGCUUUAACAACAGGAUAUGGGCCACUGAGGGGAAAAAAAAUAAUUCCUGUAAAGCACCAGUUGCAGCUGGUUAGUCUAUGGGCUGUGCGUGGUGUUAGUUUUUUUAAUUUUUCUCCACUGAUUUUCUUUCCCUGUCAUUUCAUGCUUCAGAUCUGUUUGCAGCAUUUACGUUGUCCUUCAGAGCUAUGCAUGGUUGCUCUAUGGGCUGUUAAAAAA